Messenger RNA from Prosopis cineraria, 1473 nucleotides. RefSeq lists its product as uncharacterized. The transcript has 3 exons. Gene Ontology annotation, biological process: tRNA N1-guanine methylation. Gene Ontology annotation, cellular component: nucleus. Gene Ontology annotation, molecular function: tRNA binding. Bases 12 to 965 code for a protein of 317 amino acids. The record is from RefSeq and is a predicted model, not a curated record. NCBI's taxonomy places the organism in Eukaryota, Viridiplantae, Streptophyta, Magnoliopsida, Fabales, Fabaceae.
ACAAAGCCUUAAUGCUUGAAGCGGGCAGCGAUUGCGACGGAGCUCCUCUUACAACGAUGCAGGCGGCAGAAAACGACCAGUACGACGCUGAGAAUCCUACGAAUCCCGAGGGCGGAUCCCAGCAGCCACUCUCCAAGAAUGCCCAGAAGAAGCUGCUGAAACAACAGAGGUACGAAGCGAAGAAGGCGGAGAAGAAAGCCCUAACAAAGGAGCUGAAGAAGAGAGAGGCAGAGAGGAAGCGGAAGGAGUGGGAGGAAAAUCUCGAAAAUGUCACUGAAGAGGAGAGACUGAAGCUGAUUGAGUCGCGAAAGAGUCUUAGGAAAGAGAGAAUGGAAAAGAGGUCGGAGGAGAAAGAGAUGAAGAAGGAAAGGCUAACGAAGGCCAAAGAGUGCGGGCAAAAUGUCGUCAUUGAUCUUGAGUUCUCGCAUCUCAUGACUCCUACUGAAAUCAACAGCCUUGUUCAGCAGAUUAUGUAUUGUUACGCAGUGAAUGCAAGAUGUACUUCUCCCGCUCAUCUCUGGCUGACGGGGUGCAAUGGGGAAAUGGAGAAACAACUUAGAAGGCUUCCGGGGUUUGAUAAAUGGAUUAUUGAGACAGAAAGUAAAUCCUAUAUUGAAGGUUUACAAGAACACAAGGAAAAUUUGGUGUAUCUCACAGCAGAUUCAGAAAAUGUUCUUGAAGAACUUGAUUUAAAGAAAUUUUAUAUUAUUGGUGGUUUGGUGGAUCGGAAUAGGUGGAAAGGCAUAACUAUGAAGAAAGCCGAAGAGCAAGGAAUCCAGACAGCUAAACUCCCAAUUGGAAACUACUUGAAGAUGUCUAGUUCUCAGGUUCUCACGGUAAAUCAAGUUUUAGAAAUACUACUCAAGUUCUUGGAGACAAAGGAUUGGAAAACUUCUUUCUUCCAAGUUAUCCCGCAAAGGAAAAGAUGUCUAGGCGAUUUAGAAGACGGUGAGAAGAUAAGGUAGAGGAGGAAAAUGAAUCAAAAAAUGAUCAAUUGGCGAGUAAAAGGGAAAAUAUUGAAGUCCUCUGAAACAGUUAGAGAUUCUGCCUCGAAUUUUUCCCGUAAAAAAUCAAGACGCGUCAAUGUGAGUUUGAAUUCCAUGCGCAUCCUCUUCAGCAGGCUCGCAGAAUGAGCUUCGUUCUUCUUCUUCUUCUUUUUAUACAAAAAGGUUUAGGCAAAUCAGGUUCCGGUUAUUUAUCAAGGUUAAGACAUACUUUCAAGCGUUUACAGAUUGCACAUGAGCAAGGUUUUCACAUUAGCAGUGAACUUUAAAAUCACAACCUUGUGGGUUAAUGAGCUUUGUUCUUGUUUGCAUUAAAUGUCGUGCCCUCUUGAUUUGGAUGUGAAAUGAAAAAUAUCUUUUUCGGAAAAUGAUUCUCGGCAUUUGUUUUUGUUUUUUGUUUUUAUCUUUUCGGGUGAGAUUGAGUUAUGUAUGAGGGCUUGCCUUAAAUAUAAAAUGGUCAGAUUGAAAA